AUGAGUUUGGCAGCGGCGCUGACGCAGGCGCUGGACGCGUCAUUCCCGCGCGUGGCGUUCACAAUGGCGUACGGGUCAGGUGUGUUCCAGCAGAAGAACCACGACGUCAGCUCCUCCAUGGUGGACCUGGUCUUCGCCGUGGACGACCCGCAGCCCUGGCACGAGCAGAACAUCGAGCGGAAUCCGCAUCACUACUCGAUGCUCAAGUAUCUGGGCGCUGCCAACGUCGCCGCCUUCCAGGAGAAGUUCGGUAAGCUACUUGGAACACGACUCAUUAAGUAUGGAAUCGUGAGCACCCAGACGCUGUGCGAGGACUUGACGAACUGGAAAACGCUCUACUUGAGCGGCAGAAUGCACAAACCCGUCAGUAUCCUUUCUACAAAUGAAGACAUCCAGACGGCAAGCUCGACGAACCUGUCUCACGCACUUAACUACGCGCUGCUUUGCUUACCGGAGAAAUUCUCGGAGCACGAUCUGUACAUGAAGAUCGCAGGGAUUUCAUACCUGGGCGAUUUCCGCAUGACAUUCGGUGAGAAUCCGAAAAAAGUGCGCAACAUUGUGGAUGGCAACCUCAAGUCAUUCCGAGAGCUCUACCAGUACAAAAUCCAGGUAGGAAAGCUCUAUCGACUGGGUUUGGUAUGCGGCUAA
Molecule: messenger RNA, 648 nt
Organism: Phytophthora infestans T30-4
Lineage: Eukaryota; Oomycota; Peronosporomycetes; Peronosporales; Peronosporaceae
Product: MMP37-like protein
Exons: 4
Coding region: 1-648 (215 amino acids)
Biological process (GO): CDP-diacylglycerol biosynthetic process; cardiolipin biosynthetic process
Cellular component (GO): mitochondrion
Molecular function (GO): phosphatidate cytidylyltransferase activity
Source: RefSeq, a predicted model, not a curated record